Xyrauchen texanus (razorback sucker) is the source of this 3225-nucleotide messenger RNA. RefSeq names its product zinc finger MYM-type protein 1-like. The coding region runs from base 589 to 1896 and encodes 435 amino acids. NCBI's taxonomy places the organism in Eukaryota, Metazoa, Chordata, Actinopteri, Cypriniformes, Catostomidae. The transcript has 3 exons. The record is from RefSeq and is a predicted model, not a curated record.
CUUUCUAAAGAAGCAAAAGUCAGGUGCAGAUCAGGGCCAAACAGAUCCCAGUCCCAGCGUCAGCUGUCUUAGUGAACCAUAUGUAGGUGGUGGACAGGGAAGUCAAGAAGAGAAAGAUGACACACAAGAACCCAGUGUAUCACCAGCAGAAUUUCAGAGUGAGACGGUUAUUUCUACCAGUGAUGAGGAAGACGGUGAUGAGGAAGACAGCGAGCCAGUCCUAAUAGAAAAAGAACAAUGCACUGAACUCCCCACACCCAGCACAAGCAUCACGUGCACCAAAAGGACCAAGUGACAUCUCAAGAUCGAAGGAUGAAGAACCUGUUCAGCCAUGUCUCGCCAGGUUUCCACGAACCCCAUUUGGAAAAUUUACAAGGUCAUUCAACAGCUUUUGGUAUAAGGACAAUCCAUGGCUAGAGUAUUCUAAGUCAAAAUGCGAGUUACUGCUUUGCCUGCCACCACUUUUGCCUCCCAGGUUCCACGGAAUCUGCCUUUACAUCUGAAUUUGGGUUUUCCAACUGGAAAAAGGCAUUAUUUAAAGAUUCUGGUUUUAAACUUCACUCAAGAUCAGACCAACAUGCAAAUGCAAUGUAUGCUUGGGCAGAAUACAAAAGAAGCAGGGAAAGUGAGAAAUCAAUAUAUGAUGCCUUAAAUGAGAAGAGACAACUGCAAGUUGAGAAAAAUAAAAAUUACAUCAAGACAAUUGCUGAGGUCUUACUCUUAACUGCUACUCAAAACAUUGCACAGAGGGGCCACAGGGAGGGUGGUGAGUCUGAGAAUGAAGGCAAUUUCUUAGCCAUUUUGAAUCUUGUUGCAAAGCAUGACCCCUUUAUUGAUGAAAGACUUGCUGCACAGGGCAAUGCUAAGUACACUAGCCACCAAAUCCAAAAUGAGAUGCUUCAGGUUUUAGCAGAUAUGGUGCAGAAGCCAAUUAUUGCAGAAGUAAAAGAAAGCGAAGUGUUCAGUGUAUUGGCAGAUGAAACAAAAGACUUGCAAAAAAAAGAACAAAUGUCUUUAGUGCUGCGAUACUACUACAGCGGUGCUGUACAUGAAAGCUUUUUGCACUUUCAGUCAGCAGAAAGCUUGGAUGCAGAGGGUCUAACCAAAAUGAUAGUUGGAUGUUUGGAGAGGCAUGGGCUUGACUACAGAAACAACCUUGUUGGCCAAGGCUAUGAUGGUGCAUCAGUAAUGAGCGAGAAACAUUCUGGUGUGUCUGCACGGAUUAAAAGCAAUGCCAGGUUUGCAUUUUAUGUGCAUUGUAGUGCUCAUUGUCUGAACCUUGUUCUUGUUGAUGCGGUGAAGUCAGUGCCUGAAGCUGAGGAGUUUUUUGCUCUUUUGCAGAGUAUUUAUAGGUUUGUGUCUGGCUCUGCUGUCCAUAUGAAGUGGCUUGAUGUUCAAAAAGAAAUGUAUCCACAUGAAAAGCCUAGGGAACUUCAGCGACUUUCAGAUGUUAGGUGGGCUUGCCGGUACAUGGCAUGUAGGACUAUGAGAGACAGGCUUCCAGCAGUUUUGAGGCUCUUGCGAGACAUUUCACUUGAGAAGAAUAGUGGAGAUAGGAAAAUAGAAGCAAAGGGUCUUUUUGCUCAAAUUGACCUACAGUUUAUAGGACUUUUGGUUACUUUUUGUAAAGUGUUUGGGGAUGUGAAAAUCCUGUCUGACAUGCUCCAAUCCAGAAGUCUUGAUCUGGUUAGAGCAAUAGAUCUAGUUGGCUCCCUUACAGACACAUUAAAAAGCUACAGAAGUGACUGUACAUUUGGUGAAUUAUGGAAGGAGAUUGAAGAACUUGUGCACCACUGCAACAUUAGCACAGAAACACAAAACAAGAGACGACCAAAGACCAAUUUGAAAUUUCUGAAUUCACUUGUAAUGAGCACUGUUGGACAGAGGCACUCUUGAGUUUGCAAACAAUGAAGAGUUCAAUAAAAGUGUUUUCUAUCAGGUACUUGACUGUCUUACAGCAGAAAUAGAUAGGCGUUUUUCCAAAAAGAACUGAGAUAAUGGAAGGAGUGCAGUGUCUUGACCCCAAAAGCCCAUCAUUCUUAAAAGAGGAACCCCUGCUUGCUUUGGGGAAAACAUUCGAGUCAGAUUUAGAAGACCUUAAGCAUGAGCUUCAUCAAGUGAGACGGCUUCUUUUAAGGGAGAAAAGUGGAGAGAGACCAGCUUCUCUACUUGAGUUUGUGGUGUUUUUGGAACCUUACAUAGAGGUUUUCCAUGAACUUUUUAGGCUUAGUAAAAUUUCAGUUGUGAUUCCAGUUAGCACUGCAUCCUGUUGAAGGGUGAGGGUCGAAAUCCCUUGUCUCUUCAGAUAUAUCAAUACAUAUAUAUAUAUCCUUUUAUAUCAAUAUCUAUCUAUAUUCUGUUGCUUAACUUCUUUAAUAAAAUGAUGAAUUAACUAUAUGCAUGAUUACAUAAUCAAUUUUAUUUUUCUUAUGCAUAACUGAAAUAUACUUUGAAUCUUAUGUGUGUUGGAAUGUUAACUAGUGUCUUUUAAGGAACAUUCCAGAGAGUCUCUCUCUCUGUCCUGCCCGUAGUCUGAAGGUCCUUUGGGGAUAAGCUUAGCUGUGAUGAGAGGGGGCAGGGAGAAUGUUAAACAUAUGUUCCAGAUGUAUUCUGUGGUUGAUUUUUACCUGUCCAUGACUAAUUAUAUGAUUUAAAAUCCUAUGUGAUAGCACUUGAAUAAGUAGAAGUGUAAAUUUUCUCUUAUUAUUUCUUUCCUCUCCUUUGCCUGAGGGGUGAAUAUUUCUUAUCUCACUGUUUUGGUUAAAAUGACCUGAUAAAUGUGUGCUCUGGUUCCCUUGUGCGCAGAGAAACACUGUCGUUCGUCAGUGUUUCGUGUGUGCGUAUUGACCUUCUACCCAGGUUUUGAAUCCAGGGAGACACAGCAGGCAGACUCGAAGACACCAGAAUCUGAGAAUUGUGCUGUUCUGAAUGUUUGUUUUUGUGAACAUGGUGGUGCCGUACCACUGGGUAGAUGCAGGUCAUACCUGGUACAACUUUGUCUAUGAAGUUUAUCAUUAGAGUCAGUGUUAAAGGGAAUUUGUGUUCUAUGUUCUAUUAUUAUUCUUGUGGUACAUAUUUGAAUGUGUACAACUGCCUUGUUUCGACAGGUCCAAGUUUACCUCAGUUUUUGUUUACUACUGUACUUGAUUAGUCCAAGGAGCACUUUGAAUACUUGUUCUAUUUUUGCUGUAUACUUAAUACAUAUAUAAUUGUGUACAUUUUGGA